Messenger RNA from Colossoma macropomum (tambaqui), 702 nucleotides. It is a transcript of the gene txnb, whose product is annotated as thioredoxin. The record is from RefSeq and is a predicted model, not a curated record. NCBI's taxonomy places the organism in Eukaryota, Metazoa, Chordata, Actinopteri, Characiformes, Serrasalmidae. The transcript has 5 exons. The coding region runs from base 106 to 429 and encodes 107 amino acids. Gene Ontology annotation, molecular function: protein-disulfide reductase activity.
AUGAUUCAUAGCUUGUGGUCAGGGGGCGGGGCCUAAUCAACGUCUUUAAAGGGCGUUCAGCGCUGAACCGACUGCUGGAGCUGGAAGUGACGGAAAAAUAUUAAGAUGAUGAUCGUAAUCGAGGAUAAGGAAGCCUUUGAAAACGCCCUGAAAAACGCAGGGAACAAGUUGGUGGUAGUGGAUUUCACAGCUAUGUGGUGCGGCCCCUGCAAAAUGAUCGGACCCUUUUUUGAAGAACUCUCUCAACGUCCAGAGAACAGCGAUGUGGUGUUUCUAAAGGUGGACGUGGAUGAUGCGCAGGAUGUGGCCAGUUUUUGUGGCAUCAAAUGCAUGCCAACUUUCCACUUCUACAAGCAUGGGAAAAAGGUGCAUGAAUUUUCCGGAGCCAGCAAGGACACACUGGAGCAAACCAUCCAUAAGUUUAAAUAAAGCAACACUCACAAACAUGCACACCAGAUAGCUAAGGAUUUCUCAACUCUCUCCUGCAUGAAAGCUGCAUUGUAGUCCUCUCAUUAUCCAGCACAUUCCUCCUUUUUUCCAGCUAAGCCUCAUACAAAAGGUCUUCACUUGACACUGACAUAUCGUCAUUGUUUUUUUAAAAAAGAAAAACAUUAAUGCUUACCACAAAUGGCAUAUCAUGUAUUUAUGUUGACCUUUUUAUACAAUGGACUCAAUAAAUAAAAUGAAAUUGUGACGAACAAU